AUGCGAGUAAGUAAAUGUGUGAAAUACAUUGGUAAUAGGACAAGUGAUUUGAAAUUGGUUUACAAAUGUUUGAUGAAGAAAGGAAAAAAAAUCCCCUGUACCCCUUUUUGUAGUCUGUACAUAUUGGUUGGUAUUUGUGAGAUUUUAUUUCCCCAACGUAAUGGUAAAGUUUAUCCCAUUUUAUUGGAAAUAGUUGAUAAUUUAGAUGAUCUAGGUAAUUAUUGUUGGGAUAGUCUAGUUUAUCGGUUUUUGGUACGUGGUUUGAACAAAGCUUCAGAUGCUUUGAAGAAAGGAAAUGCAAAGACCAAUGUUUAUGUUGAUGGAUGCAUUUACAUGUUGCAAGUUUGGUUUUGUGAAAAUUUCAUUCCUUCUAAAGGUCGAAUAGAAAAACAUCCAAGAAUCUUGCAUUGGAUGAAUAUAAUUCUUGGAGACAAGGUGGUCAUGGGAGCAUUGGAAAGUGGUGUGGUUGUUGAUGAUGUUGAUGUUCAAUUUGUACCAAUGAAGGAUAACAAUGAAAUGAAGGAUGAACCGAGACGAAAAAUGAAACAUGACAAGGCAUCAACAAAGAAGCAACUGAAGAGAGAACGCAGAGAGCGUUUUAUGGAAAGCUUACACCAACAAGAAUGUCUCGUGGNAGAGCUUAAAAGGAGGGUUUUUGUGUUGGAGGAAGAGGUGGCAUAUGAAAAAGCUAGACGAAUCAGACCACAGGAUGCUGAACACAAUGUGGGACAUGAAGCACCGUCCAUCUCCCCUUCAGGCAUCUCCCUUGGAGGCAUCUCCCCUGGAGGCAUCUUCCCUGGAGGAAUGCCCAUAGAUCCUUCUACAACGAAGACAUAUGUCAGGAAGGGGUCACGAAGGCGUUACAAGAGUAUAUCGCUUAGGACUCCUUACGUUGGAUUACUUGGAAAGAAAAAUGAGUGAACAUUGUAUU
Messenger RNA from Vigna radiata var. radiata (mung bean), 931 nucleotides. RefSeq lists its product as uncharacterized. NCBI's taxonomy places the organism in Eukaryota, Viridiplantae, Streptophyta, Magnoliopsida, Fabales, Fabaceae. The record is from RefSeq and is a predicted model, not a curated record. Bases 1 to 921 code for a protein of 306 amino acids. The transcript is spliced from 3 exons.